This is a messenger RNA of Mollisia scopiformis, 825 nucleotides long. RefSeq lists its product as uncharacterized. The transcript has 2 exons. Gene Ontology annotation, cellular component: membrane. NCBI's taxonomy places the organism in Eukaryota, Fungi, Ascomycota, Leotiomycetes, Helotiales, Mollisiaceae. Gene Ontology annotation, biological process: magnesium ion transmembrane transport; intracellular magnesium ion homeostasis. Gene Ontology annotation, molecular function: magnesium ion transmembrane transporter activity. The annotation marks the transcript as partial. The record is from RefSeq and is a predicted model, not a curated record.
UGGUGGCUGGAUGUCCAGAACCCGACCGAACAAGAACUUCGAAUUCUCUGCUCCGCAUUCCGCGUUCACCCUCUUACAUUCGAAGAUAUCGCAACGCAAGAAAGUCAGGAGAAGAUAGUAGAUUACAAUACGUACUACUUUGCUUCCGUUUGGUCGUACCAUGUGGUGGAGGUAAGCGAGGGGAAUGCGUACGAGCCGUGCACCAUUUAUACGGUGGUUUUUCCAUCGGGGGCGUUGAGCUUUAGUUUCAGUACGACAGUCCAUGCGAUGAAUGUGCUGGAGAGAAUCGAGCUACUCAAAGGCGUCGUGGCUGUGAGAAGUGAUUGGAUCUUCUACGCUUUUGUGGACAAUAUCGUCGAUUCCUUCGGACCCUCUAUCAUGGAAAUCGACCUCGAAGUAUCUGAAAUCGAAGAAGCUGUCUAUGUUACACGAGAGGGCGACAUGCAAGAUUUUCUCCUCAGAAUAGACGGUGUCAGAAAGCGAGUAUCCGCCUUAACGAGACUUCUGACUGGGAAAAUCAAGGUCCUGUCCAGCUUCGAGAAACAUCAUUGCAUGGACGUCUCCUCCGACGAAGACGUCAAACCAGGUCACAACCUGAAACUCUACGUCAAUGAUGUGCAAGAUCACAUCAUAGGCUACAUUCAAAGUCUAAACCAAUCUGAGAGUCUAUUGUCACGCUCCCAGAGCAACUACAUUGCUCAAGCUUCUUACGAAACUCUUGAAGGACGAACAAGGGUAAACGAUUUCAUGGCUUUGCUCACAACAGUCAGCAUGAUUCUUACCUUGCUCAACUUUGUUGCUGGAAUGUUUGGCAUGAACGUAAAU